CGGACGUUGUGUUGAUACUGCUGCCGGCGGAAGAAACAAGCUAGUUUGGCAGAUGUAAAUAGAAUAACGCCGAUAUCUUUGUUGUAUUAACAAGAAAGAGCCUCAACAACCAGUUCUUUAAAUGUCUGUCUGAUGUGUCACGGUCAGACAUGAGCGUCACUUUGGAUAUAAGACUGAAAAGAGCAAACAAAGUUUAUCAUGAGGGGGAAGUGGUGGCUGGUGUCAUUGUGCUGAUGUGUAAGGAGCCGCUGCAGCACCACGGCAUCUCUCUGAGCAUGGAGGGACUGGUGAACCUGCAGCUGAGCUCCAAGAGUGUCGGCGUCUUCGAGGCUUUCUACAACUCUGUCAAGCCCAUCCAGCUGAUCAGCUGUAACAUCGAAGUGGCAAAGGCAGGAAAGAUCCCAGGAGGCAAGACCGAGAUCCCUUUUGAGUUCCCUCUGAACACAAAAGGCAACAAAGUGCUGUACGAGACCUACCACGGUGUCUUUGUCAACAUUCAGUACACCCUCCGCUGUGACAUGAAGCGCUCCCUGCUGGCCAAAGACCUGAGCAGGAACUGUGAGUUUAUCGUACACUGUCAGCCGCAGAAAGCUAAAGUUGCCCCCACUCCGGUCAACUUCACCAUCACUCCAGACACAUUACAAAACAUACGUGAGAGGAGUUCACUGCCAAAGUUUCUAAUCAGAGGCCAUUUAGACGCCACCAACUGUGUGAUCAGCCAGCCGCUGACGGGAGAGGUGGUGGUGGAGAAUUCAGACGUUCCCAUCAAGAGUAUUGAACUGCAGCUUGUGCGAGUAGAAACCUGUGGUUGUGCUGAAGGCUACGCCAGAGAUGCCACAGAGAUCCAGAACAUCCAGAUAGCUGAAGGUGAUGUCUGCCACAGCCUCUCUAUUCCCAUCUACAUGAUCUUCCCCAGGCUGUUCACCUGCCCCACACUGGAGACCACCAAUUUCAAAGUUGAGUUUGAAGUCAACGUUGUCAUCGUGCUUCAUGAUGACCAUCUGAUCACAGAGAACUUCCCCCUGAAGCUUUGCAGAGUCUGAAUCUGGAUCUCACACCAGCACUCGGGGAACAUCCCUGGAGGCCUGCUGCUGCUGACUUUGACCCUUCAUACGACAAACAGCAGGACUGUGCGUUUUGAAACCACAAACCUGUCCUGGGCAGAGGACAUGAAUCUGCCCUAGUUUUGUUCUCUGUGGAGAUCUGAACUGGUUUUCUGCAUAAUGCAACAGCUCCUCUAAAGCCGGAAAAAGAAAUAAUGCAAACCCAGAGUGAGUCUGCUGAUGAAUAAUGUGACUUAAUAGAGCCCAGUCAGAAUUAAGAUUUUCCUUCAUGAAUUAAUAAUAAAUAUCAAUGUAGAGAAAAUCUUUGAUUUUCUGAAAGUUAUAUUUCAAUUUAAUAAACACCACAUUCUUGCAGACCGUGAUGAUCAGUGACAUUACAACUCAUUAAGAAGUGUUAGGACCUUCCAGGAUUUUAAGGCUCUUAGUUAAUUAAAAAAAAACACACACACUUGCACAAACCUGUGAUCUUAAUGGCACUAAUAGAGAGCAGGAUUUACCUUCAGAAAUUCUUAAUUUGACCAUUCUGGGAUGUGACAGAUGAAGAUAUGACAAAGACGUGCUCACACAUGUUUUAUUUCUUCAGAGUAUAAACUCUUGUCUUCUUGCACAUCAACAAUUUAAUGAUACAAAAAAGAGAUUUUAAUGGAAUAAUAAGUAAAAUCAAAUUAUUAAACAUAAAAGCAAACAUUUAAGUAAUGAAGAACAAGACAAUCUGGAUUAAGACAUUAUGGGGCUUGGCGUCUCCUGCCAGACAGCACAGGGAAAUCUUCAGGCAACAAGGCGUGAUCUCUGCAGGUGGGACAGGUGCUCUGCUCCUUCAGCCAUGACUUUAUACACUGAACACAAACAGAAUAAGUGCAGCACAUUAAAACCGACAGCAGUCGCCUGUUCAUCUGAUACUUUUAAACUUCAAAUAACCUUUUUGUGCACAUUGUAAUAACUCAGUUUCCACAAAGAUCUUUUUUACAUCAUUUCAUACAUAGAGCCCUAACUGAACCACUUACAACAAGUACCCACUGCACACAUACAACAUUCAGCACAGAUGAAUGUUUACUGAGAAAUGGUGCCAAUGCAAAGAUCGGUCAAAGGAUUAAGAAUCAAUAUUGCAUCAAUUAAGUAAAAAUCACAAUUUGGAAAAAAAAAUCCAGCCCUAGUAAACAAUGCAAUAUAAAAUUUAAAAUAUUACAAAAAAGUAGUUCUAUGAGCGAAGAAAUUAAUUCAACACAUUUCCAUGAUUUCAAGGUGGUGCUAAAUAUAAACAAAGAUCACAGGGCACCUUCUAAGAAUAAGUCUACAUUAAACCGGUUAAAUCCAAGAACACAUUUUUCUUUUUCAGCUCUCUGACAAGAGAAAUAGUUAGUCGUCGCUAAUCUGUGACGUCCAAUUUUAAAUCAGUAUACACACAGCAAGUACACUGCAGCUGCUAUUAACCUGGAUUUGUUGAUUUUAAAUGACAAAAUGGAACAAUUAUUUUAACGCUGCAGCGCAGCAGUUUGGAAAUUACUGCAGGAUAACAUGCAGCGUUUAUGAGCCGUGUCAACUACAGGAGAAUAAUUAAAUCCUCCCUGGAUGGUCCAAUUAAAACACCAGUAUUCCUGCGUCAAGUGUUAAGAAUCAAAUAUCAGUAUUCUUGCUCACCUCUUUAUGGAAGCUGUGUCUGCACUCCAGCACGCAGAUGUCAUCUGGACUCAUGUCAUCAUGACAGAUGAUGCAGGGAUCCUCCAUGUUGAGCUGCAGUCAAGACACGCACACAGUCAGCUUCAAACUGGAGACUGUAGACGACUGACAGUACUGUUGAGUACUUCAUUAAUGUCUAAGGGAAGUUACGCUUUUUUUCUCUGCGCAUAGCAGUGUGGGUGAGACGAUUGUUGUGAAAUCUGGUGCAGACAUUCAUGUUUCCCUCUGCAUUAGGAGUGAUCUGCUUCGUUUUCUUCUAGCACCAACAUCAGGUCAAACGUUUUAUUUGUCCAAUACUUUGGUUCAUGACCAAAAUCAAAUCCUGCUAAACUAAUAACAUUCCUAUUUGCCACAUCUGUACUUUGUGUUUUGUGCCUAUUAGCAAAUUUUAGCAUGCUAACACACUCUAAACUCAGAUGGUGAACAUAGUACAUGUUACUCCUGCUACAUUAGUAUGUUAGCAUACCAUUCACUAAAAUAUUUUACAUUUACUCCAAAACAUGGUCUUUCCAUCUAAUCCAUCUUCUGCCUGAAGAGAUUUGCUGAUGUGAGAAUAUAUUCUCUUUUAAAAUCACUAACUCUUAUUGCAUAGCUUACCCUGAUUCUGUAUUUCAUCUCUUCAAAUCCCACCAUUGUAGUUGCUUGUUUCUUCUCUUUACGUUGUAUAGCAUUGUGCUCUCUAAAUAAAAUUUGACAUUAUUAAAUUGGA
This is a messenger RNA of Seriola aureovittata, 3450 nucleotides long. RefSeq names its product VPS26 endosomal protein sorting factor C (gene vps26c). NCBI's taxonomy places the organism in Eukaryota, Metazoa, Chordata, Actinopteri, Carangiformes, Carangidae. Gene Ontology annotation, biological process: intracellular protein transport. Gene Ontology annotation, cellular component: endosome. The record is from RefSeq and is a predicted model, not a curated record. The transcript has 8 exons. The coding region runs from base 150 to 1043 and encodes 297 amino acids.